AUCAUUCAAACUUAGACCCAAAAUACAAUACGAUAUUCAUGGCAUCCAAUCCAAACACAAAAAGGAACCACGGUAGCACCGCGACUCAGGUAUUCAAGUACUUGUCCGAACUCGUCUCUCCUUUUGGUAAAAAUUUAACCCCAAAAAAAACAAAAGGGAACCAUUAAUUGCUUGGAAUUUAUUCUCAAACUCAAAGAACAUUUUUUGUUUGAAAGAAGGUGCUGAAACUAUUAGACCCCUCCGGAGGAAACCCUCAACCUCUUUGGUUGAGGAAUAUAAGCUUUAUGGCAGAGAUUCUGAAAUUGAGGCCAUUGUUGGCUGGUUGCUCUCUGAUGAUGAUGAUGCUGAUGGCUGUGGCACUAAUAAGUUUGUACUCAUAGUGGGACCUGAUGGAAUUGAUACCAUUUUUACUUUGAGAUGGGGAUUAUGAAAACCAUGUCUCAAACUUCCUUUUUCCCGGAAACAACUAAUUUUCACCUCCUCCUCCUCCUUAUUCUACCUGUUCUGUUCAUCUUCCUCAUCAGUCACUUCAAAACUUGGUCUGUGUUCAAAUCCUCAUCACUUCCACCUGGUCCAUUUCCAUGGCCAGUUAUAGGCAAUAUUAUUCAAAUAGGAACAAAACCUUACGUCUCUCUCGCACGCCUUGCUGAAACCUAUGGCCCUCUCAUCUCACUCAAAUUUGGAAACCAACUACUCAUUGUAGGCUCAUCGCCGUCUGCUGCAAUGGAAAUUCUCAGGAUACAUGACCGGAAUUUAUCUGGACGACAUGUUCCUCACGUUUUAGCAGCUAAGAGUUUGGAACUCAACAGAUUUUCACUUGGGUGGUCUCUAAAGUGCAAUGAAUUCUGGAGGAACUUGAGGACCCUUUGUCGAGAAGAGCUAUUCUCAAGCAAAGCAAUAAGUAGUCAAGCUUGUAUAAGAGAGACAAAGGUAAAGGAAAUGUUGGAAUUUAUAGGUAAAAGGGAAGGCAAGGUGGUUAGAAUUAGAGAUGUAGUUUCUGCUGUUGUGCUCAAUAUGCUUGGUAAUAUUAUGGUCUCAAGAGAUCUUGUAAACUUGGAAGAUGAGAGUGUUCAUACUGGGGAAAUUAAUCGGAUUUUGAGGAAUAUUUCGGAUCUGGCUUCUAUUCCAAAUAUAUCGGAUAUUUAUCCAUUAUUGGCUCCAUUAGAUCUGCAAAGAUUAAGAAAGAAGGGUAUGGAACUCCAUCAAAGGAGCAGUGAGAUGUGGAAGACAAUCAUCAAAGAUCGGAAGGAGAACAGAGAAAUUGGUAUUGCCCCAAACCAUCAAGAUUUUCUUGAUGCCAUCAUCAAAAAAGGCUGUCCUGAAGAUCAAGUGAAUCUGCUAUUUCUGGAGUUAUUUAUUGCUGGCACAGACACUAGCAGCUGGGUGAUUGAGUGGACUAUGGCAGAACUAAUUAGGAAUCCAAGAUGCUUGAAGAUUGUUGAAGACGAACUUGCUACAGAAAUCAAACACAAUUCUAUAACAGAAUCCCAUGUAGCCAAUUUAACAUACCUUCAAGUUUGUAUUAAAGGUUGUACCCUCCUGUGCCACUUCUCAUCCCUCAUCGGGCAGUUGAGUCAUGCCAAGUUAUGAACUACACCAUUCCCAAGGACUCAAUGAUUCUAGUGAACCUUUGGGCCAUUGGAAGGGGCGUCAAUUACUGGGAAGAUCCAUUAGAGUUCAAACCAGAAAGAUUUCUCAACUCAAGCUUGAAUUUCAAAGGGAAUGACUUCGAAUUCAUACCUUUUGGUUCAGGGAGGAGAAUUUGCCCUGGCUUAACAAUGGCUUCCAUGCAUGUUUCAUUGAUUGUUGCCUCCCUUGUUCAUUUCUUUGAUUGGUCUCUUCCACAUGGAAAGGAUCCAAAGGACUUGGAUAUGACAGAGAAAUUUAGUAUUGAUAUGGUGAAAGAAGAGCCUCUCCUCCUCAUUCCAAAAACUAAAUUUUAAGUGAAGAUUAUUCCAUACCUUCUGUUAGGUGAAUACAGAAGCUACAGAGACCACCAAGCAUACUUGAAGAACAGAGGAAAGCAAGGUAAGCUAUUGCAUAAAGCUUCAAUAUUCGUAUGAAAUGAACAUUCUACAUAAUAUGUUUUCUGAUUUGCAAAUUCUGAUGUGCCUUCAGAGAUUGUUUUGAAAAUCAGAUUUUUAAGUUCAGGACCUCAUAUCAGAAUGGUAAAAUGAAUUGCAUUUAUUGUAAUAUAAAGAACCUUCUAGACUUUUUAAAUAGCA
Molecule: messenger RNA, 2225 nt
Organism: Ziziphus jujuba (common jujube)
Lineage: Eukaryota; Viridiplantae; Streptophyta; Magnoliopsida; Rosales; Rhamnaceae
Product: probable (S)-N-methylcoclaurine 3'-hydroxylase isozyme 2
Exons: 3
Coding region: 418-1590 (390 amino acids)
Molecular function (GO): iron ion binding; heme binding; oxidoreductase activity, acting on paired donors, with incorporation or reduction of molecular oxygen
Source: RefSeq, a predicted model, not a curated record